ACCCCACCAAUUCACGAUGAGUUGUAAGUUAUAUAUCUGUAUUCCUCUGCCUCGUUUAUCGCGUCUCUCCCGUGUUUGUUUCGGGUGAAGGGGGACGGAUGGGGGCGAUAUAACCCGUCUUCUCCCCUAUAUAUAUAUCUGCUCGAUUAUUCGAUGUGUAAUACUCUGCCGGUGUUCGAUAGCCGACAUUUGCUAACGUGGCACCGCACUUAGUCAAUGCCAUGCUCAGGAGCCUCCAGGGCCAACCCGAGAGCUACGAGAGGAAAGCGAAGUAUAAGUUCGGACGGACCCUCGGUGCUGGUACAUAUGGUAUUGUUCGCGAAGCGGAUGGCCCCAUGGGCAAAGUCGCCAUAAAGAUCAUUCUGAAGAAGAAUGUUAAGGGAAACGAGCGGAUGGUCUGGGACGAGCUGGAGAUGCUCCAGCGCCUGAAGCAUCCUCACAUUGUUCGCUUCGUCGAUUGGUUUGAGUCGAGGGACAAGUGGUAUAUUGUUACCGAAUUAGCUACCGGCGGCGAACUUUUCGACCGAAUCUGUGAACAAGGCAAGUUCACCGAGAAAGACGCCUCACAGACGAUAAAUCAGGUGCUGGGUGCCGUCGAUUACCUCCAUGAUAAGAAUGUCGUGCAUCGAGACCUCAAACCCGAAAACCUCUUGUACCUCAGCAAAGCUGCCGAUUCUGACCUAGUCCUGGCCGAUUUCGGAAUUGCAAAGAUGCUCGAUACCAAGGAUGAGGUCCUCACUACGAUGGCGGGUUCUUUUGGCUACGCAGCCCCGGAAGUGAUGCUGAAGAAAGGUCACGGCAAACCUGUUGAUAUGUGGUCUUUGGGCGUCAUUACCUACACCCUCCUCUGCGGCUAUUCCCCAUUCCGUUCGGAGAACUUGCAGGAUUUGAUUGAUGAAUGCAGCAGCGGCAAGGUCGUCUUCCACGAACGGUACUGGAGGGAUGUCAGUGACGACGCUAAGGACUUCAUAUGCCACCUGCUACAGCCGGAUCCCGACGACAGAUGGAAUAGCAAGGAAGCUCUGAAGCACCCCUGGCUCAGUGGUAAGAGUGCCACGGACCACAACUUGUUACCUGAGAUCAAGGCCUACAUCGCCAAGGCACGGCUGCGGCGCGGUAUCGAGCUCGUUAAGCUGUCGAACCGUAUCGAGGCACUCAAGAUACAGGAAGACGACCCAGAGAACCCCGAUUUCCCCGACAGCUCGGUGGCUGCGACCAGCGAAGCCGGUCCAAUCAGACAGCCUACGCCGACAAAAGAGGAGGGCGCCGGCAAGGGCAAGCUCACGCGUGCUAUGAAGGGCGCCAUCUUCCGCGAGGUCGUGAUGGCAAAGGUCCGCGAGAUGAAGGAGCAGGAGCAGACAUUGAAGGUGACGGAAGAGGUCGAGAAGGAGGCGAAGCGAAGAAGCUUCGGGUCUUGAGAGAUCAGCUAGAAGCUAGUCAGAGGAAACUGGUAGAAGAGGCGCAAAUAGGAUAGAUACCCAAUCCUCCACCCAUCCUUGGCGGGGAGAGAGAGUGUGUGUGGUUGAGGAAGACAGGGCUAAAGAUAUAGCAAAGUAGUUGGAAGAGGGACAAUCUAGGGUCGGUAUGGCACUAUAGUUUCACUCGCGUCAUAUGAACACUUGUACACAUUUUCACACACUGUUCACCGUUAUAUCGGAAUAUAGACGCAGAUGGAGGAACGGGAACUCGGGUUUAGACAGGUACGAUCGGUUGGUCGGUCAAGUAAGGGGCGUCCUUUUUUCCUUGCCUCCUAGAUCCUUACCCGCCUAGAAGGAGUUUUUUCUUUGGGGGGGGGGUCUUUACAUCUCCUCCAUUCUCUCUUGCCACCCACUUUAUCUAUCCUAUUUCUAUCCCGUCUAGCGUCGUCGUCUCAAGUGUACGUCCGUGGUCAUGACUAUUCUGAGGUCCCGUCAGCCUGUUUACAAGUUCCUUGCCCCCCCCCCCCUUUUUUUUUU
Durotheca rogersii is the source of this 1955-nucleotide messenger RNA. RefSeq names its product calcium/calmodulin-dependent protein kinase 1. The record is from RefSeq and is a predicted model, not a curated record. The transcript has 4 exons. Lineage: Eukaryota; Fungi; Ascomycota; Sordariomycetes; Xylariales; Xylariaceae. Gene Ontology annotation, molecular function: calcium/calmodulin-dependent protein kinase activity; ATP binding. Gene Ontology annotation, biological process: protein phosphorylation; cellular response to oxidative stress. Bases 222 to 1418 code for a protein of 398 amino acids.